CCCACUCCCUUCGAGCGAGUACCGCCAAAGUGCCGACGAGGGACGCACUUGGGACAAAACCAGUGAUUUCUGACUAGUGAUCACUCGGCGGCCCCAGAGUCGAAUCUCCAACGUCCAGAGGGAUAAAUUAAGGGGUCUCCAGGACAGCCCAUUUGCAUUAGCCGCGCACAACGAGGUCUUCCCUGGAUCUGACCGAAGCAUAUCCACCCACAGCGGUUACCGGUAUAUAUAUACACGUUCACGCCUCAUAUGGGCGGUCGCAGCGCCCCUUCUGUGUUCUCUGCUAUGGAUGCCAUCCAUUCGCCGCUGCCACCCCCACCAAGCCUCGCUGACGGGCUCGUGCAAGAGUUGUCGAACCUGAUCCGGGGCGACGUCUACAAUCGUGGCGAUCCCAAAUUCGCGUAUCAUUCUCGCCUCUGGAACGGGAAUAUUGUCUGUCGCUCCCAGGUCGUCGUCUGCCCCGUCGAUGCCCAGGACGUCUCCAAAGUGGUCUCCUUCUGCGCCAAGUACGGUUUGUCGCCCUCGGUGAAGGCGGGUGGGUACGGUACGGCCGGAUGGGCCGUCGCGGGCGACGUCGUCCUCGACCUCUCCCGCCUGGACGACCUCGACAUCGAGCCCCCGCUACCCGAGCCGGAGGUCAAGAUGGAUGGCGAUACGGAGGCGAAGGGCAGAAGGCUCAGAGACUGGACAAGCCUUCACGAGAUUGCCGCGGGCGGUAGCAAGGGCAAGGCUAAGGGCGGCAGGCCUACGCUGUCAAGCGACAUUGCUUCUGUCCCCGCUAAGCGGCAACGCUCGCCUUCAACGCCAGGCGUAUCCCGAUCUGUCGGCUCCGUAACGCCCGUUCCACCACCGCCAGAAGAGCUCAUGAGGCUCCCAGCCUCCAGCCGCGGCAUCCUCCCAGCCUCCUCCGCAACCGAGAUCUUUCUCGCCGGCCCGCCGUUGCCCCCACGCGCGCGCUACGCCCAAGACGCGCGCAUCGAUCCCGCAUCGGUUCGGGACGUUGAACCGACUACCAGAGGGCCAUGGGGCAUGGCGGGCGCCGAUGAUCCGCGACCUAGCAGCAGGCGCAGACUAACGGAGUCACCAACGGGUCCGGGUUCGGUCAUGUCCAUGGACGAUCCAUUCGGGUACAUGGAUUCGGGACCUCCCAGGCCGACGUCGCGCCCUUCGAUGCUGGGCUCUCCCAUGCGCACAUCCUCGGACGGGAGCAACCGACCACCCGGACGCGCACGCGCUUUACCAUCGCCUUCCUCGUCUGCGGCAGUAAACCCCGACGCAGACCCGUUCGGCUACAUGUCCGACGCGCCCGUCGUCUCCGGCGCACCUCCGUCCGUGGCGCAGAGACCGCCGCCGAUCGACACCGCCCGCCUGCCCGCACCCCCGAUGUUGGCCUCGACCUCUUCCUCGGGCCCCAACUCUUCCUCAUCCGGCAAUGGCUCAGCCUCGUCCGCAUCGGAAAGCACCGCCGCCACCUCCGCCUCCGGCUCCGGCUCCGCAUCCGGCUCCAGCGCUGGUGCCGGCGCGUCCUCCGCCUGGUCGUCCUAUUACCUCCUCGGCGCGAUCGGCUACGCGCAACCUGUGCACCCGCAUGCGUACGUUACCUUCGGCGCCGGCCGCAAGGUGAAGGACGUCGACCGGUUCUGUGCGGAGAACCCGCUGCCCGGAACGACGCUCGACGGCGCGGCAGCGACCGUGCCGUACCAUGUGCCCACCGCGGCGCACCCCGUCGGCUCGGCGAUCAUGCUCACCGGCGGCUUUGGGUUCCUCACGCGCUUGCACGGGCUCAGCGUUGACAACGUGGUCGAGGUUGAGAUGGUGCUCGCGGACGGGCGCGUCGUCAUCGUGAGCGAAGACGAACAUCCCGACUUGUGGUGGGCCAUUCGCGGUGGAGGCCCCGCAUUUGGCAUCGCGACGCGGUAUAAAGCCCGCGCGUACCCCGUACCCGUCGUGUUCGCGGGAAAUCUCAUAUACCGCUUCCACCGCGCGACGGCGCCCUCGCUCAUCAAGCACUUCCGCGACUGCGUAAAAGGAGCACCCCGCGAGCUGUAUUGCAACGUUCUACUCACCGCGGGACCCAAGGACCAGGAUUCGCUCGUCGUGAUCCAAAUGUGCUAUGUCGGCCCGAAAGAGCGUGGUCAAGAGUUCCUGCAGCUCAUUAGCAGCUGGGAGGGCGAACCCUGUCUACUGAACGAAGUGAGCGAGAAGAGCUUCCUCAAGCAGCAGGACAGCAUCGCGCAGGUGCUUCGUGGGCAGAUGGGACGAAAGUGGUUCAUUCGCUCGACCCUGAUCACCUCGCUGCCGGACGAAAUCAUAAACCAGACUGUGAUGAAGUUUGCAGACACGCCCAUCGGAUGCACGUGGCUUUUCGAACUGGCAGGCGGCGCGAUAGAGGACCAUGCGGAUACGUGCAUACCCAAAUCGCAGCGUCAGGCGGCCUUUACCAUCGCUGCCCUGCACCAGUGGGAGCUCCAUAUCGACGAUCCUCGCUGCAAGAGCUCCGCGGAAGAAUGGAUCGCCCAGACGAUUGCGCCCGUAUCGACCGGUGGUCCGUACACGUGUUUCCUCGGCCGACACGAAUCCGAAGCGAGGAUCUCCGCUUGCUUCGGAGAACAUUGGGCUCGCCUGCGGGACCUCAAAAACAAAUACGACCCUCAGGGCAUGUUCAGAAACAACUAUUGGCCGCUGGAUCCAGAACGCGACCCGGUCGUAGCCUACCACGACGAGCCCCGCUCUCCCUACCCGGACUAUUAGCCGGGAUACAUGCUUCGGUAGAACCUUGUAUGAUGCUGCUGGAACGUUCUGUACAAAACACGUUGCUGAGAUUCUUGCGCAUAUGUACAUGGGGGGGAGGCUUCCUGAUUACUCUUGUGUACAGGGGACUGGGGGAGGGGUAACGUAAAAUGAGUGGCUGUUAUACAUUGCAUCGGAACACACACAACAUGCGGAAUGCGGGUGUCAAGGCUUGGUAUCGGGGGAUGGAUAGGAGGAAAUGUAUGGCAUGCGAACGGGAAGAGUGAGAGGAAGAGAGAUCUGAAAUCAAGAAUUCUAGAUUCUAGUCGAUAGGCAACAGGAAGCUCGCGAGCGCCCAGCCGACGCGGUCCUGCUGGUCGCGCACGAGCAUGAGGCAGUCGUCGCCCUCGUCAACGUACAGAGGCAGAUCGCGGUGGAGGCUCGGAUGCCCGUGCUCCUCCAGGACUUCAAGGAUAUCGCCCACGCGUAGGACGGGGAAAGGCGUGCCGCGGUACUGCACGCCCUCCGGCGGCUCGCACGGGUGGAUGACUUGGCAAAAGUAUGUCGAGAACCGGCCGUCGUCGGGGAGUGGUGGGUGGGCUGUGUGGGGGUACUGCGAUGCGUCGCUUUUCUUCCGCCGCGAGCGCGAGGACGAGCGUGCCUGCUGAGGCUGUUGUUGUUGGCGGUGGGACGACGACGGCCGGAAGCUGUCGACCGCACCCGAGAGCUUACGUCUGAAGUUCGGCUUACGCGGCGAGUCGAGUCGCGAGCGCCCGCGCUCCGCUUCGCGAUCGGGUGCGAACGAGCUGAGCGAGUUAGAGCCGAGCAUGCCGGCUUCGUACGCGGCCACGGUGGGGCUCCGCUGCGUCGGCGCGGACAUGGACACAGGCAGGGAAAGGUGGCCGGUGUCGAGCGAGCGCGCGACGGAAGCGGACACGCUGCUCUUGCGGGGAGCGACGGGCAUGCUGCGCGUCUUGCUCGACGCGCGCGAGCCGUCGGCGUGCUGGCGCGGCGGGGCGAAGCCGAGCUCGUCCGGCGCGCCGUCGAGGUCGAAGAGGCCGAGCGCCGGGCCGGCGGGUCCGGAGGCGGCACGUGCGGGCGCGCGCGCGUUCUCGCGCGAGGGGCGCUUGCGGAGGGCGGCGCGGUGCUGCGCGACGUCCUGCCAUGCGGAGGGUUGCUGCUCGGGCUGCUCGCCGAGCAUACGCACGAGCUUGCUCCCGGAGCCGCCCGAGGGCGACUUCGCGACGCCAGGCGCGUGCAAGGGGUCGAGCGAGGCGAUGAUGGAGGGCACCAUGUUCUUCGCGAGUGGCGUCGCGGGCGCGGGCGAGCGCGGGUAUGGAACCGGGUACGAAUUCGCGUGGUGCGCGGGGAAGGAGGC
Messenger RNA from Punctularia strigosozonata HHB-11173 SS5, 4108 nucleotides. RefSeq lists its product as uncharacterized. Lineage: Eukaryota; Fungi; Basidiomycota; Agaricomycetes; Corticiales; Punctulariaceae. Gene Ontology annotation, molecular function: oxidoreductase activity; FAD binding. The record is from RefSeq and is a predicted model, not a curated record. Bases 250 to 2751 code for a protein of 833 amino acids. The transcript has 13 exons.